GUGCGUGUUUUUUAACCGUGACCUAAAUGGAGGGAAUCUAGUUGCACAUAUAUAUUCAAUGGACAACCAAAAAGAGGAGAAUCCAGAGUGUUUAUCUUUUAAGGAAAAACUCAAAAGGUUUCAAAUUCAAGAUGUCCCUUCUGAAAAACCUUCCAGGGGGCUGAAAAAGCCAGAUAAUGUGUAUAACAACGACACAAAAGUGAAAGUGAAAGUACUUCCCACCAGUACAUCAUUAACAGCAGACAAUGGAAAAGAUAAUUAUAACAGAGAACAUUUGUCAUCUGAACAUGUAAGAGUGAGACAGAAGUCACAGUAUAAGGAAGAAAGUGUUGAUAUAUCAUCAGAUUUCAUUGAAACAUCGGAUAACAUCAGCGAUUCAGAUUUCGUCGAAUAUGAGAAAACUGUUGAAAUAUCGUCACUAACAGUAACAGAGAAUAGUGAAUCUGUGAGAGAUAGUGAUUCGGUGAAUGUUGCAAAAGAUGUUGUCAGCCUUCCAAGUAAUGGCGAAAACAUAAAGAAAGGAACAAAUAUUCCGGAAGCGAAUUUCAUAACACAUGUAAAUCAGGGUAUUUUGGUUUCACCGAGAGGCGUGUUACAGCGUCAAUCCAAUGUGACAGAAACAACUGAAACAUUAAGUAAUCCACACUUACAAAGAGAGACGUCUUUACCCCCUUAUCCAACUCCCCCGUACCCCCUUGUGGAUUCUAUAACCGUCCCUCGUUCAGCUUCCGUAGGACCUAUGGUAAACUUCCAGCCUUGUAUUGGCUUUGAAGGUUUUGGAGAGCAUCCAAUGAGCUACACCAGAAGUUCGUCUUUGCAAUGUGCCAGUCAACAUCCACCACAAUACAUGAUCGAACCUAAAAUGCCAAUGCCUGAUCCACAAUACAGCGUCUCAGAUUUAAAUACAGAUUCCUAAUUUUCAUUCUGAAAAAAAAAAAAAGAAUUAUAAUAGGUCGUCAAUAAUUAUUAAAUUUCUCAGUUUUGUUGUGUUGUAAUCAUACGGAGUAGUAAGCUUUGAUUCUAUGACCAGGAAAGGGAUGUACGAGGAAGAAUGAACUGUGGAAAAAAUUAAAACUGAAAAUUUGCAUUUGUUGAGGAAAUAUAAAUCGGGUGGAACUGAAACACUUAUUAAAAUUUUGAAAAGUAUAUGAUUUAUUUUACAUUUUCUUUAUUGUAUUAAUUUAAAUCAUACUUGUACAUUUAUUGGAUACUGUGUUGCAUGUUAAGAUCCCUUUUUCAGUUGGCAAUUAACUAUAUCUUAAGAAAAAACAUUUUAAGAUCUCUUUUAUGAGAUAAAUUGAACAAUCUUUUAUGUUAAGGUUAUGAUUUUCGGUUAAUUUCUAAUUUAGAUAUUAAACAUUGAAAAUCUAUUAAAUAAAAUGAGUUUUUUUUUUCUUGCUCGUAUAUAUUUCUGUUGAACCGUUAUUUACAAUGCAGGCUGUCGGCGGAUAUUUUUCGUAAUUUCCCGAUCUUGAC
Molecule: messenger RNA, 1476 nt
Organism: Saccostrea cuccullata (small rock oyster)
Lineage: Eukaryota; Metazoa; Mollusca; Bivalvia; Ostreida; Ostreidae
Exons: 4
Coding region: 59-916 (285 amino acids)
Source: RefSeq, a predicted model, not a curated record